AUGGACAACGAUCAAGACACUCGAUUUUCCACCGCAUAUACAACGCGUCUAGACCAAACCCUCCAAGAUCUUCAAGACCGAGUCCAAGAGCAAGAAGCCGCACUUGAAAAACUCCGAGUCACCACAUCAGCCCCCAUAUCUGAAGGACCAUCACCAGAUCCCAAAACCCACCUACACCAACUCCGCGCUCUGAAACAAGCAUAUGAAUCCAUUUCCGCCUCACCCCCAUACCUUCCACCCCCCAACUCCGUGCUCCCCGCCCUCCUCGCCUUCCGCACCACCUCAACCUGCAUCCAAGAAACCCAAGCAUGCAUUCUCAGCAGCACAAACGAUUUAACCAACACCCUCACCCUCCUCCAAAAAGAACAAGCCGACCACCAAGAAGCCCUCGCCAUCCAAACCAGCCUUCAAAAGCGCAUCAGCGCCCUCCACUCCACCCUCCGCCACCAAACACAAAAGACCCCCUCCCAACUCGCUUUCGAGCUAACCAACACACUGCAAACCGACAAAAAUCACUACGAUACCGAAACCGUCAAAUUAGUCCGCGCAUUAAAUUCCUUCAUCGACGAACAUCUCGCCUGCAUGCUAGCCGCCGAAGAACUCGGCGGACCCAUCGUCGGAGAAAUGCUCUCCAUCACCCCCUCAACCCUCAUCUCCGGCUUCAGCACGCAAGGAAAACCCAAGAAACCGCGAGAACAUCCUAAUAUGGACAAACGCCAACGAAGGAUAGAUGAAAUAUGGGGGCCCAAACCUUUUGUCGAAGGAGAAGGAGAAGAAGAAGAUGAAGAUGAAGAACCAUGGGACGAACAACAUGCUGCUGCAGCCGAGAUGCGAGAAUUGGCCGAGCAGUUGUUAAAUGGAUUAUUGGAGGCCGAUGAGCAUGGCGAGGAUGGAUAUGUGACGCUCGAGAGAUAUAGUGCGGCGGCGAGAUUUUUGGUCAGGAGUAAGGUUGCGCAGUAUCAUUAUAGCGAUGCAAGGAAGUUGAAGUUGAUUGAUUUUGAAAAGGAUAUUAUUUGA
This is a messenger RNA of Sclerotinia borealis F-4128, 1017 nucleotides long. The record is from the annotation of a GenBank genome assembly. Lineage: Eukaryota; Fungi; Ascomycota; Leotiomycetes; Helotiales; Sclerotiniaceae.